Phyllostomus hastatus (greater spear-nosed bat) is the source of this 1315-nucleotide messenger RNA. It is a transcript of the gene KRR1, whose product is annotated as KRR1 small subunit processome component homolog. The record is from RefSeq and is a predicted model, not a curated record. Gene Ontology annotation, molecular function: RNA binding. NCBI's taxonomy places the organism in Eukaryota, Metazoa, Chordata, Mammalia, Chiroptera, Phyllostomidae. Gene Ontology annotation, cellular component: nucleolus; small-subunit processome.
UGGUUUGAAGAUGGCGUUCUCCAAAAUGAGUCGGCCGGCUACAGCGGCUGGGAAAAGUGAAUUUUGUAAGCAGAAGCCGAAGCCAGAGAAACGGGAUGAAUCAGAACUCUUUGCUGUCUCUGAUGGUGGGAAGAAACCAGCUUUUUCCAAAGAGAACAAUCCCAGAGGACUCUUGGAGGAGAGCAGUUUCACAACUUUGUUCCCAAAAUACAGACAGGCUUAUUUGAAAGAGUGCUGGCCAUUUGUGCAGAAAGCACUGAAUGAACACCACAUUAACACAGCCCUGGACCUGAUCGAGGGCAGUAUGAUGGUCUGCACAACAAAGAAGACCUUUGAUCCGUGUAUCAUCUUUAGGGCCAGAGACCUGAUAAAACUGUUAGCAAGGAGUGUUUCAUUUGAACAGGCAUUGUGAAUUCUUCAGGAUGAUGUUGCAUGUGAUGUUAAAAUAGGUUCUUUGAAAGAAAGAUUUGUAAAAAAAAGACAAUGACUUAUCAAAGGAUCUACAUUGGAGGAGCUGGAACCCUUAACAAACUGUUACAUUACAGUUCAGGGAAACACGGUUUCAGCUAUUGGGUCCUUUAGAGGCUUAAAAGAGGUUAGGAAAGUGGUCCUAGAUACUAUGAAGAAGAUUCAUGCAAUUUAUAAUAUUAUAACCUUAAUGAUUAAAAGAGAAUUGGUACAAGAUUCCAAAUUCAGAUCACAAAAUUGGGAAAGAUUUUUGCCACAGUUCAAGCACAAAAAUGGAAACAAAUGCAAGGAACCAAAGUAAAAAACGGUUAAGAAGGUGUAUACACCAUUCCCAUCACCACAGCCAGAAAGUCAGAUCGACAAAGAACUGGCUACUGGUGAAUACUUUCUGAAGGCAAGUCAAAAGAAGCGGCAGAAAAUGGAAGCAAUCAAGGCUAAACAAGCAGAAGCUCUCACUAAGAGGCAAGAGGAGAGAAACAAAGCUUUUAUUCCACCUAAAGAAAAACCUAUUGUGAAGCCUAAGGAAGCUUCUACUGAAACUAAAAUUGAUGUGGCUGCUAUCAAGGGAAAGAUUCAGAAAGCAAAGAAGAGGAAACUGGGAGCUCUUACAGAGCUUUGCAGAGGAGUUCUGGCCAAGGUUGUCCCAGACAUGUGAAAAUGAAAACAUAUUUGAACAAAUAAUGAAGGAAAACUUCCUCAGACUGGCGAAGGAAACAGACUACCAGGAAGCCCAGAGAGUCCCAAAGAAGAUGGAUCUGAAGAGGAACACACCAAGGCACAUCAUCAUCAAGUUACCCAAGAUUAAAUAUAAAGAGAGAAUCCUUAAAAAAGCAAGAGAAAAGGAGAC